GAAAGACAAAAAUGCAAGGGGGUGGGAAACGAGACGAGACUAGGAGAAAGCCAAAGUCACCGCAAGUGGAGAACGCUUGUCGCUUUCAGCAAAGUAAAAGCAACUUCCUAGAAGCACCCAUCACCCAUUUUGAUUUUUGAGUCUCCUUCUCCGCCCACAGAGACAACUCCUUUUCCACCAUCUUCUCUCCCCCCAAACAAAAAUGUUGCACGAACUCCACCAUUCUUAUCAGGGAAGGGACCCAAGAGAUAUGGAGACCCAGAAUGGGAGGUUAGCCUUCCCUUUUGUGUAGUCUUCUCCUCUGGCAGCUCAGAAGUUGGUUCUUCCUUUUGAAAGUUAAAGAGAUACUCAAGCAUUAGUUAUCUCAAAAACUAUGGAGUGUAUCUAAUAUAUAUAGAUUAUAGAGCUGAUGGGUGGGACACUUUCAAAACGAUCAAUCACACGGCAGUGGUCAUCAGUAUCAUCUAGUUCAUAUUCAUGGGGUCAUAAUAGUUAUGCACAGUCACCGUAUGCUCAACCCAACGAAGAGUAUGAACCACAGCAGAGUUAUGCCCCUAGACCUCAAAGCCACAGCAGUUUGGCACCUGAGUCAAGAAGGAAGUUGGAAAGAAAGUAUUCAAAGAUAAAUGAUGAUUACCGUAGCUUGGAACAGGUCACCGAUGCCCUGGCCCAUGCUGGCAUGGAGUCUUCAAAUCUUAUUGUUGGUAUUGAUUUCACAAAGAGCAAUGAGUGGACAGGUGCAAGAUCAUUCCAACGGAAAUGCCUACAUUACAUUGGAGACAAUCAGAAUCCCUAUGAGCAAGCAAUAUCCAUCAUUGGCAAGACAUUGUCUUCCUUUGACGAGGAUAAUUUAAUUCCUUGUUUUGGAUUCGGAGAUGCAUCAACACAUGAUCAGGAAGUAUUUAGCUUUUUUCCGGAUGAGAGGUUUUGCAAUGGAUUUGAAGAAGUUUUGAGCCGAUACAGAGAAUUGGUGCCUAAUUUAAGACUUGCAGGACCAACAUCAUUUGCCCCUAUCAUUGAAAUGGCUAUUACUAUCGUGGAGCAAAGUGGUGGUCAGUACCAUGUAUUACUGAUAAUAGCUGAUGGGCAGGUAACAAGAAGUGUUGACACUGAUCAUGGCCAGCUAAGUCCACAGGAAAAGGAAACAGUUGAAACAAUUGUGAAAGCAAGUGAGUAUCCCUUGUCAAUUAUAUUAGUUGGAGUUGGAGAUGGUCCAUGGGACAUGAUGAAAGAAUUUGAUGACAAUAUUCCUGCCCGUGCUUUUGAUAAUUUCCAGUUUGUAAACUUUACAGAAAUAAUGUCAAAGAAUAUGGAUAGAUCCAGAAAAGAAGCUGAGUUUGCUCUUGCAGCCCUAAUGGAAAUACCUUCUCAGUAUAAAGCAACACUGGAGCUUAACAUAUUGGGUACUAGUAGAGGGAAGGCUAUAGAUAGGAUCCCUCUUCCCCCUCCUCUCUAUGGUGCAGCUUCUUUCAGCACUUCCAAGCCCUCAGGAUCAAGUAGUUUUCUUCCAAGUGCACCUUCUUCUGGUAGACAUAAUACAGCUGUUGGCACAGCUCCUCCUGCAAGUUCUGCUACAGAUAACCAUGUUUGUCCGAUUUGUCUUUGCAAUCUGAAGGAUAUGGUCUUUGGUUGUGGACAUCAGACUUGCUGUGAUUGUGGACAAGGCCUUCAGUUGUGUCCCAUAUGCCGACGCACAAUUGAGACCAAAAUAAAGCUUUAUUAAUAAGUAUUAUCUUGUUUGAAUUAAUGUUCAUUCUCUGCAGCCUUUUUAAGCUCCAAGAGUGCAACUUGUUCAGAAGUUAAUUAUUGAGUGAGGAAUUUAAAGUCAGGGAUCAUCACCAGCAGUAUCAGGUGUCUGUUCACUGAACUAUCUAUUUGUAAUCUGCUAGAAAACAAUUAAGACUUAUCCUGUUGUACAAGGAUACCAUCCAGCAGUGACUAAUGCUUAUUUUCAUCUUCUGAAAUUUCACUCUGGAAUCGAAUAAAACGUAAAAGCUUUUGCUCAUUGUUAUGGUCAUUGUUGUUUCAUUUUUCAGUCUUGUUGAUAAAUGAUAAGCCUUUUU
This is a messenger RNA of Rubroshorea leprosula, 2063 nucleotides long. The record is from the annotation of a GenBank genome assembly. NCBI's taxonomy places the organism in Eukaryota, Viridiplantae, Streptophyta, Magnoliopsida, Malvales, Dipterocarpaceae.